CUUCCGCUCUCUCGUUUGUAUUAAAGUUUCUUUGGCAUUUAAGUUUUUUUUUACAAUGGAAAAAAAGUCAGUUGCGCCCUCUACCCCUCUUAGAAUUCGUAUUUCUCUUACUUCUGCAAAUUUGAAGAGUGUGGAAAAUGUUUGCAGGGAUUUAACCUUUAAUGCUAAAAAAUUGGGCGUCAAAUUUCGCGGGCCCGUUCGUAUGCCCACUAAGAUACUUAACAUAACAACUCGGAAGACUCCCAACGGCGAAGGCUCUAAAACUUGGGAUCGUUAUGAACUGCGAAUCCAUAAACGCUUAAUCGAUCUCCACGCUUUCUCCAAAGAAGUUGUCAAAGAGAUCACAGCCAUUUCGAUUGACACUGGAGUGGAUAUAGAGGUCACUGUGUAAUUUUAUAACUGCAACCGUUGCAAAUUACUACGUCAGCAG
Messenger RNA from Zophobas morio, 430 nucleotides. RefSeq lists its product as uncharacterized. Gene Ontology annotation, molecular function: structural constituent of ribosome; RNA binding. Gene Ontology annotation, cellular component: ribosome; cytosolic small ribosomal subunit. The coding region runs from base 56 to 391 and encodes 111 amino acids. NCBI's taxonomy places the organism in Eukaryota, Metazoa, Arthropoda, Insecta, Coleoptera, Tenebrionidae. The record is from RefSeq and is a predicted model, not a curated record. The transcript has 3 exons. Gene Ontology annotation, biological process: translation.